AUGAGACACAUCAAGCUCGAGGAAGAUCGCAGACGGCAACAAGAGCGACAGCGUCUGGAACAAAUUCCCGCCCAUCAACCGCAGCCUGGUCCGCCGAUGCCACUGCAUCAGCCAGUCGCCGUCGGACCGCGAUCCGUACAUGGUCCCAACGGCUUCCUCGGUACACCCAGCCAGCCGCCCCCACACACGCUCUCUGGUGUGCCAGCGGGUCCCGGCACCAUGUUUGCUGGAGGUCCGGUGCAACAGCCAGCCCCAGGUCAAGGCCCGCCGGGUCAGCAAAUGCAACAGGGCAUGCUCAUGCCCUUCUCACAAGCCGCUCCACCGCCGCCGCCCGCCCAACAGCAGGCCAACCAACAACAAGGGCAAGGCCAGCAGCCCAUCCUCAAUGACGCCCUGAGUUACCUUGACCAAGUGAAAGUCCAGUUCGCAGAGGUGCCGGACGUGUACAAUCGUUUCUUGGACAUCAUGAAGGACUUCAAGAGCGGUGCGAUCGACACUCCGGGCGUCAUUGGCAGAGUUAGCACACUCUUUGCGGGCAAUCCGGAUCUAAUUCAAGGAUUCAACACAUUCUUGCCACCAGGUUAUCGCAUAGAGUGCGGCACCGACAACGAUCCCAACACGAUCAGAGUCACGACGCCAAUGGGGACGACCGUACGCGCUAUGCCACAACCACGUCCCCUUAGUAGGCAAGACGGCGCCGAUCAGGAUGGCUUACGCCUGGGCAACGGCUCGUUCACGCCGCAGCCGGGGCAAAAUGCUCAGAUGUACAGCCCCAGCGGACGUCCCGUUGGUCCAGCCGGACCUGGCCAGCAGCAUCUGGAGGCGGUUCGUCAGCAAGAGCAGCAAGCUAUGCAUCAGCAAGAGCAGCGGGGCAUCAGCUCACUUUCAAACGCCGCUUCCGCUGCACCUGGUCCUCCCGGAGUCAGGCCUGGAGGGUCGCCUCGCAGCACGCCUCUUCCGGCAUUGCAAGACCACAACGCUCAGGUCGAUGGAGCAGCUGGACAGUCGGCAAUGGACAAGCGAGGCCCGGUGGAGUUCAAUCAUGCGAUCUCUUACGUCAACAAGAUCAAGAAUCGCUUUGCUUCCCACCCGGACAUCUACAAGCAGUUCCUUGAGAUUCUGCAAACAUACCAACGAGAGUCAAAGCCGAUUCAGGACGUCUACAGUCAGGUCACUCAUCUGUUCAAGACGGCGCCGGAUCUCCUGGAGGACUUCAAACAGUUCCUUCCUGAAUCCGCCGCUCAGGCCAAAGCCGCCGAGAGAGCGAGACAGCAGGCCGAGGAGAGCGUCAUGCUGUCCAACGUUCGCGGUGAGCCAAUGUACGGCAGCCCAGUCGCUUCGCGGGAGCCUCAGGUCGGAACGCCAAGCCAUGCGCGAAGCAACCUCCCACCCGUCGGUAACUUUGCGUUCACCCCAGUCGGCAAAGACAACAAACGCAAGAGAAACGACAGACAAGGCACUGCGGGCAGCGUGAUCGACCCCGGAAUCGGACCAAGUGGCGCAAAGAUGAAUGCCUACGGCGCGCAACCGGUCAAGCGCAUGAAGCAAACCCACGCGCCGGCCGUCAAAGGGCUGAAUGAGCAGCAACAACCGCCUCCCUCGCCCACUCUCAUCCCCGAGCUGCCUCAGCCACUCCCACCGACAAACACCUCUGCCGCUACGCAUGAAGAGCUGCAAUUCUUUGAUCGUGCAAAGAAGGCAAUCGGCAACAAGAACACCAUGAAUGAGUUCCUGAAGCUGCUGAAUCUCUUCAGCAAUGAUUACAUCGAUCGCACCACCCUCAUCUACCGCGCUCGGGCGUUCCUUGGCAACACUCCGGAGUUGAUCAAAUGGUUCUGUGACUUUGUCGGCUAUGACGAGAAGGACGUGGUCAUCGAGAACAAGGCGCGCGAACCGAUCGUCCCCGGCGGCAGGAUCAGCUUGAGCAAUUGUCGCGCCAUGGGACCGUCGUACAGACUGCUCCCCAAGCGCGAGCGCAACAAGCUGUGCUCUGGCAGAGACGAGCUUUGCAACUCUGUGCUGAACGAUGAGUGGGCCAGCCACCCGACGUGGGCAUCGGAGGAUUCUGGCUUCAUCGUGCAUCGCAAGAAUGUGCAUGAAGAAGGCCUGCACCGGAUCGAAGAGGAGCGUCAUGACUACGACUACAACAUUGAGGCCUGUGCGCGCACGAUCCAGCUGAUCCAACCCAUCGCACAGCAGCUCCGCCGCAUGGCUGGUACCGAGGAGGAGAUCGCGUUCAGACUCCCACCCAGUCUUGGCGGCCAAUCGGACACGAUUUACAAGAGGGUCAUCAUGAAGAUGUACGGGCGCGAGAGAGGCGCAGAGGUCAUCAAGCAGCUACACCUCACUCCUUACCAGGUCAUCCCAGUCCUGCUGAACCGAUUGCAUGAGCGACUCAGUUCGUGGAAGAUGGCUCAAAGAGAAUGGGAGAAGGUGUGGCGCGAGCAGACGCAGAAGAUGUUUUGGAAGUCGCUCGACCACCAGGCCGUCAACGCCAAAGUCAAUGAUCGGAGACAGUUCCAGGUCAAGGCUUUGCAGGCCGAGGCUCAAGUCAGACUGGAAGAGCAGAAGAACCAACAGAAGAACCAACAGAAGAUCGUCGGCAGUCUGCCCGGACUUGCGCAAAUCGCGGUCGAUGUCACCGAUGAAGAUGUCCUUGUUGAUGCAGCCUGGCUGGUCUUGGUCCACAAUGAAGCCGUGGGCACCGCGGAUUCUGCUCGCCUUGGACCUUUCAUACAGGAGUUCGUGCCGCUCUUCUUCGGAAUAUCAGCGGAGGAAUUUGAGCGCAAGCUGAGUGAGCGUCGCCGUAUCGAGACUUCGUCGAGAAACAGCAUGGAGCGCGACGACCUGACGAGUGGUGCUGAGGAUUCCGGAAACGAGAGGAAAACCAAGAAGAACGGGAAGCAGUCUACACUCCUGCGCCAGACGCUCGACAAAGGUCCUAAGGGGAGAUUGCUGGGCAGAAGGGAGCGAGAGGAUAGCAACGCAUCCGCAUCGAGAGCAAGCACACCUGGUCUUGCGUCAGAGAUGGGCGAUGACGGUAUCGCUGUUGACGGAAUGGCUGUUGAUGCACCGGGCGCGGGAGCCGUAACUCCUGCCGACGAUACCAACCAAAAGAUUGCCGACUCUACGCAACGCUGGUUUAACCACCCGGCAACCGGAAACGCGGUAUCGAGCGACAAGGAUGUCGAGCCAAACGCGCAGCACAAGCGCGUCUUCUACCGCCUUUGGGGCAAUCCCUCUAUCUACUGCUUCGUCCGCAUGUUCCUCAUCCUCUACGAGAGACUGCACGCCCUCAAGCAGGGUGAGGCGGAGUGCAAGGCCAUCGUGCAGCAAGCGAAGCGUUCUAAGGCUGCCAUCGAGCUGGGGAUCAUGGACAAGCUGCCUAGCGACUUCUUCCACGACACAAGCGCGAACGCCAACUACUACCAACAGAUGCUGCAGAAAUUCUACGAAGUCAUCCAGCAGGAAUUGGACUUUGUCAACGAUGGUGUGGAAGACUGUCUUCGACGCUACUACCUGCAAGCCGGCUACCCUCUCUACGCCUUUGAGAAGCUCAUGGCUGCUCUGGUGAGGUAUGGAGGCACAGUGGUUGUUGGCGAGGCUGUCAGCAAAGAGAAGAGUUGGGAGAUGAUCGGGCUAUGGAAGAAGGACAAAGCCCGCGGUGACGAGAUCAACGCGCAGCAAACACUCGACUACCGUAAGGCGGCAGAGAAGUUGAUUGGCUCGCAGCAAGACGUCUACGCCAUUGACUGGGACAUUGCGGCCAAGAAGGUCAAGAUCUACCUCGUGAAGAAGGACGAUCCCUACUGCACCGCGCCCGUCGACGGCCUCUCACAACUCGACAAGGAGAACAACUGGCGCCACUACGUCGCCUCCUACUCCUCCAUGGACUCGACCGACGACGUGGACACCAAGCACCUACACCCCGUCAUGCUAAGCCGUAACAUGGCCACCAUCGGCGCCGACCCCGCCUCCGGCGAGCUCCCGCUCCAAGUCAUGGCCAACGAUAGCGCUGCGGAAGCCGGCACAGAUGACGCGUCCGCCGCCGGUGCGAGCGCCGACACGCCCGCGAAGCAGCGCCUCUUCGACCGCUUCUGGUCCGUCAAUAACGCCGAGGACCUGUCGCUGCGCAUCGACGUGGAGAAGUACAAGAUCCACUUCCAGCCGGGCACGUCGGAGGCGUUUAUCCAGCCUAUGCGUGCGAGGCAGGGAGGCGAGGAGGGGGUGAAGGAUGCGGCGGAGGGCGCGGAGGCGCGGUUGGAGGUGAUGAAGGAGCGGAUUGUGGGGGGUCAUGAGGGAGUGAAGGACGCUGGUGAUGUGGAGGCGAGGGAGAGGGAGUUUGAGGGGUUGGUUAAAGGGGAGGAUGUUAAGGUUGAGGGGGCUGAGGGUGGUGAGGUGAUGGAGGUUGAUUCUUGA
Messenger RNA from Neohortaea acidophila, 4419 nucleotides. RefSeq lists its product as uncharacterized. Bases 1 to 4419 code for a protein of 1472 amino acids. Gene Ontology annotation, biological process: negative regulation of transcription by RNA polymerase II. Gene Ontology annotation, cellular component: chromatin; Sin3-type complex. The transcript has 2 exons. The record is from RefSeq and is a predicted model, not a curated record. Lineage: Eukaryota; Fungi; Ascomycota; Dothideomycetes; Mycosphaerellales; Teratosphaeriaceae. Gene Ontology annotation, molecular function: transcription corepressor activity.